AUGACUGGAUCAGCAGCGAACGCAACGGGAAUCAUCCCGCCGGGAGGCGAUCCAACCGCGGAGCAACGAACGCCAACAGAAAGAGCCGAUCAACAAGCCGCUCCAGACGCAACGAUCGAUCCGGCGAGGAUGCAAGAGAUGAUAGCCGCCCUGCAGAAGAAAGCCGACGAGCAAGAUGCACUAAACCGUACACUGACAAGAAAGUUGGAGACCCUUCGAGCCACCCAACGACAGGAAGGCGGAGCAAGAGGAGUCGCGGGAAUGAACGGCAUCGAUCAUGUGGCGCUCACCUUCACGACUCCUGUCACAGCAGCGGGAGGACGAGCAGAAACAGGAAGCGGAGCCGCCGAUCUGCCUCCUCUUAACAGAUCAAACACGUACGACGAAACCGGAGCGAGUGGAGAUGCACCAAACGGAGGUUCAACACCAACGAACGGAAUGGAAGUGAUAGACCCCUUGUUGAGGAUCGGCACUUUGAAGCAAGUAGAGGUUGAAUGA
Messenger RNA from Microthlaspi erraticum, 498 nucleotides. NCBI's taxonomy places the organism in Eukaryota, Viridiplantae, Streptophyta, Magnoliopsida, Brassicales, Brassicaceae. The record is from the annotation of a GenBank genome assembly.